AACCCCCUUUUUUUUUUUUCUGGUCAUACGAAAAAAAAAAGUAUAAAUACGUGAUGAUGUUUUCUCUUUUUUUUUCUUCUCUUCCUAUCCUUGUCUUGCUUUCAUCAUGCUUCCUUUUAUUGUCUGCCCUGCAACAUGCGAAUUAUGUGGUCACUGGUUACCAGAACACCAAACAUCUUGCCCUAGAAAUGGCGUACAUCCUUCUCAGUGGAACUUAUUACCACCAACAAUGGAAGUGACAGAAGAACAAGUGUCAAAAGAACAAGAUACCCAACUUUUUAAAGAACUUUAAUUUGUACAAAAAAAAACAGUAAUCGUAGUUUGAUCUCUACUUUAUACAUAUAUAUAUAUAUAUUCACACCAUAUACCUCUGAAAUAAAGAAAACUCAUGUAGUGUUUUCCCAC
Messenger RNA from Gilbertella persicaria, 405 nucleotides. RefSeq lists its product as uncharacterized. Bases 107 to 292 code for a protein of 61 amino acids. The transcript has 2 exons. NCBI's taxonomy places the organism in Eukaryota, Fungi, Mucoromycota, Mucoromycetes, Mucorales, Choanephoraceae. The record is from RefSeq and is a predicted model, not a curated record.